UAUCUGUAAGUUUUGAGCAACGGCCGACGAUUCGGCGAUAAUGUUAUAUAUUCUGAUUUCUAACUUAACGAUUAACUUUAUGCUACGCUGCCAUGAAUGUAGCGGACAUCGUCAGUACUCAGUAAUAGUGGUGAUUGACGAGUGUCGCCGGCGUUAAACUUUGUGUCAUGUAUCAUUGGAAACGUCAUCUGACUGUACUGUUCGUUUUUUUAUGUCUCAAAUUCGAAUAGAUUCAAAAAAUUGUCAGCAAAAUCAUUAACCCAAAUUAGAUUUUUACUGAACCUUGUUGUUUGGCUUGUAUUAUACCAUUAAGUAUUUCUAUGUAUUACACAGUCACUGUAUUUCAAUAACCCAGGAUAUGAUAUGGAGGAAACUCAAGAAACUGACACUACCACAUUGAUUUCUGAUAUAAAUGAUAUUGCUAUACAGGAUCCAGUAGUUAGUAAAUCUGUUACUGAAAAUGAGCCUGUACCCAGUAGUUCAGAACAGGGAAGUUCUUAUGAGAUUUUAUUUGAUCAACUCAAAGAAAAAAAUAAACAUAUAUUUGUUUUAAGUACAGCUGGUAAACCUAUUUACACAAGGUUUGGAAAUGAAAACCAAAUGGCCUCCCUUUUUGGUUUAAUGAUAGCUUUAGUGUCAGUGACUCAAGAUUCAAAUGACACGUUACAAUCGAUUUGCUGCGGACAGACUCGAAUAGUGUUUUUAAAUAAAGAUCCUCUUAUACUGGUCGGUGUUUCCCAAUCUUCUGAGCCUUAUGACCAAAUUAAAAAACAAUUAACAUAUGUGUAUAACAAUAUAAUUAGUACUUUGACGUUAACCCAGUUAAAAAAAAUAUUCCACAAUAGAACUAAUUUUGAUUUGCGAAGAUUAAUGAGUGGAUCUGAAAGAUUAAUAGAUAAACUUAUAACAUUCACUGAGAAUGAUCCAGGAUUUUUAUUAGAUUCUAUUAGUUGUCUACAAAUGCCAUCUAGUAGCAGAGAUAAAAUAACACAAACCAUAUUGACACAAUGCAGUAAAAUAAAAAAUUUAGUAUUUGGUUUAUUGAUUGCUCAAAAACAUGUUAUAUCAAUUGUACGUAUGAAAAAAUACUCGCUGCACGUAUCUGAUAUUCACUUGAUAUUAAACCUAAUAAAUUCAACAGAAUCGUUUAAAACAGCAGAAAGUUGGACACCUAUUUGUUUACCUACAUUCGAUUCUAGUGGUUACAUGCACGCUCAUAUAUCAUACCUGGCAGAAGAUUGUCAAGCGUGCUUAGUUUUGUUAACAAUUGAUCAUAAUCUUUUUUUCACACUUUCCGAUGCCAAAAGAAAAAUUACAGAAAAAAUGCGUUGCAAUGAUUGUCUCCAUACAAUUAACGAGGCAAUUAUUCGCCAACCCAUCAACUUAGCACGAGCAAAUAUUACAGGAUUGCGGCAUCUUUUGUACAAGAAUAAAAACCGCUCACAACACUGGUGCCCUCCAUUUACGUCUCCAUAUAAUACUGAUGAAUUACAACAAAACCUCAUGUCAGUAUAUUGUUCGUUAAUCAGCCAAAUUAAUUUCCCUGGACGUACAUUAAAAGUGAUUUUUCAACAAUUAACAGCUGAAACUAUGCUUGCUUGGGCAACUGAAGAUGUUGAACUGUAUAUGACUUUUGAACCACUAGUUUCUAAAGAAUGUGCAACAAAUGCAGUUACUAAAUUAACACAAUGGAUGAAAAAAGAAGAGGAUUCAUUGUUUAUAUUUAAUAUUCCUAUGUUUUAAUAUCAGUCAUUAUAUGCAAUUGAAUCCAGAAUUUGUGAUAAUAUUAAUAUAUUAAUAGGUAUCUAUCUUCAAUUAUUCUUGAGAAUUUUAAAUAAUAUUUAUAAAUUUUUAAUAUUUUAAGUUCCUCUAUAUUAUCUUUAUGUAAGUUGGAAAAAUAUGUUACAUAUUAUAUGAAAUAAAAAAAAAAAAUUUAAUAUUAUGUUAUUAAAUAUUUACAAUUAGACUUUUUCAAUUGUAUUUGUAAUUGUAUCAACUCAAAUUAUUUCAAAUGUGAAAAUAUUAAUUGGAAAUUAAUUAUUGUCACGUGUAUAAAAUAUUGCUAAGCCGCUAAGGUAAUGAUUGUAAAUGGUUAUAAAAUAUUUAAAUAUCAUAAUUUUAUUUUUUAUUAUUAUUUUAUUUAUGUUAUACUAUUAGUAUGUGUUAAUGAUACUAUUUAUACAAAACAAAAAUUAAAUAAAUUGUUAUUGUUUUUUAUGUA
Messenger RNA from Aphis gossypii (cotton aphid), 2221 nucleotides. It is a transcript of the gene Mon1, whose product is annotated as protein SAND. The record is from RefSeq and is a predicted model, not a curated record. The transcript is spliced from 8 exons. The coding region runs from base 364 to 1743 and encodes 459 amino acids. Gene Ontology annotation, biological process: protein targeting to vacuole; endosome to lysosome transport via multivesicular body sorting pathway. NCBI's taxonomy places the organism in Eukaryota, Metazoa, Arthropoda, Insecta, Hemiptera, Aphididae.